Molecule: messenger RNA, 369 nt
Organism: Drosophila obscura
Lineage: Eukaryota; Metazoa; Arthropoda; Insecta; Diptera; Drosophilidae
Gene: Nop10
Product: H/ACA ribonucleoprotein complex subunit 3
Exons: 2
Coding region: 90-284 (64 amino acids)
Biological process (GO): positive regulation of telomerase RNA localization to Cajal body; snRNA pseudouridine synthesis; rRNA pseudouridine synthesis
Cellular component (GO): box H/ACA snoRNP complex; box H/ACA telomerase RNP complex
Molecular function (GO): box H/ACA snoRNA binding; telomerase RNA binding
Source: RefSeq, a predicted model, not a curated record
CGUUAACAAACACUGUACUCAUUGAAAGCAAAGCACGCCACACGUGUUUUUUUAUUUACUGCGACAAUUUAUUGAAUUUUCUCACAAAAAUGUAUCUCAUGUACACAAUCAACGAAAGCGGCAACCGCGUCUACACGCUGAAGAAGCGCACCGAGGACGGCCGUCCGACCUUGUCAGCACAUCCAGCCCGUUUCUCGCCGGAAGACAAGUACUCACGCCAGCGCAUUACCAUCAAGAAGCGCUUCAGUCUGCUGCUCACCCAGAAGCCAGAACCAGUGUACUAAGUCUGAGUUUACGUUUAAUUAGGGUACAUGUGUAUUUACAAAUAAGUUGCAACAUUUUCAAUGAACUAAACAAAUUACUUUCAAA